This is a messenger RNA of Paramecium tetraurelia, 903 nucleotides long. RefSeq lists its product as uncharacterized. The transcript has 4 exons. The record is from RefSeq and is a predicted model, not a curated record. Lineage: Eukaryota; Ciliophora; Oligohymenophorea; Peniculida; Parameciidae.
GAACUUUAUGUUUAUUGUAUUAAUACUUUUGAUAUGGAAACAGAACGCUUUAACAAUAAUGAUUCCUUAAUAAAAUUCAAGGAUGCACAAAUCUCACCCUUUUUUUGGAAAUCCUAAAUAGUAUUUGAUGAAGAACAUCCUGAAUACACUUUAAAUUAGCUUCUUGGCUUUCUGCUUAAAAUGAUAUAUGUUUAAGCAAUUAAUUUAAUUUUUGUUUAUAUUAUAGCCUUUUUAACUUUUUAUUUGGGAGGCCUUUAGAAUUUCCUAGUGGAACGUGAUGAUGGUAUUAUUUAUACACUUUACUGGUUUAUCCUAGUGAUAAUAUUUUAUAUUGCAAUAUGCGCAAAAAAAUUGAGAACUUCAUUUAAGUUGGUAGUAUAUAUUGUCCUGUCAUUAAUGGUCAUAUUACUUUUUGGAAAUCUUUUGGGAUUGAUGGCACUAUAUUUCCCUUACGAAUAAAGAGUCAUUUUUUUAAUCUAUCCGAUCCUCUUAACUUCGACGAUGAUAGUAUCAUUCAUUACAAUAUUGAAAGUUGUUCCAAUUCAAAAUUUUAGUUUUGAAAAAUUGGUGGCUACAUCAACUUUAGCAUAAUUAAUUAUAUUUAUAAUAUUUAUUUGUCUUUUCAAUGAAGAGUGGCUUUUUAUUGUAUUUGUCUGGCUUUAUCACUACUUAUAUUGUGUAUGUUUUACUUAUCAUCUCAUUUAAAUAUCAACAGGAACAAAUAAUGCUUUUAAGGGAGAUCAAAAUAUACCUCUAGAUUACAUGAUAGCAGGAUUAACUAUUUAUAUAGGAUCAGUUUGUUUUACUCUAAGUUUUGUUCCAAUAUUGACCUUUAUACUCAUUUUAGAAUCCUUUUUAAUAAUGUGUUGUAAAACAGAUGAAAGAUAUUUUGAUAUUGUUUGA